AGGGACCGAGCUGGCUCACAAGCCCUCCCUGUUCUGUGACAUGUCUGUUUCCUGUUUCUCCCCCAUCAGGAGCAGUUUCAGUCUCAACUUCAAAAGAACAAACACGCACUCAAAACAAAGGAAGACGGUCCUCGACUGCAGAGGAAGCAGGAAGCUGUCGGCCCAGCUCUGAGCCCAGCUGCUGGAGCCCCGAGCAGCGGCAUGGAGUCCGUGGCCCUGUAUAGCUUUCAGGCUACAGAGAGCGACGAGCUGGCCUUCAACAAGGGAGACACACUCAAGAUCCUGAACAUGGAGGAUGACCAGAACUGGUACAAGGCCGAGCUCCGGGGUGUCGAGGGGUUUAUUCCCAAGAACUACAUCCGCGUCAAGCCCCAUCCGUGGUACUCGGGCAGGAUUUCCCGGCAGCUGGCCGAAGAGAUUCUGAUGAAGCGGAACCAUCUGGGAGCCUUCCUGAUCCGGGAGAGCGAGAGCUCCCCAGGGGAGUUCUCUGUCUCUGUGAAGUGAGCUCUGGCC
Pongo pygmaeus (Bornean orangutan) is the source of this 513-nucleotide messenger RNA. RefSeq names its product GRB2-related adapter protein-like. Gene Ontology annotation, molecular function: protein binding. The record is from RefSeq and is a predicted model, not a curated record. Lineage: Eukaryota; Metazoa; Chordata; Mammalia; Primates; Hominidae. The coding region runs from base 202 to 504 and encodes 100 amino acids. The transcript has 3 exons.